Molecule: messenger RNA, 1515 nt
Organism: Mesorhabditis spiculigera
Lineage: Eukaryota; Metazoa; Nematoda; Chromadorea; Rhabditida; Rhabditidae
Source: the annotation of a GenBank genome assembly
AUGCUGCUCGCCGCAAUUGUGGUGAUAGUAUUAGUGUACGCGGCAUUUCGCUGCUACAGUUACAUCACCGAGUUGUUGCGCAUGAAAACGAUGGCUAAUAUGAUUCCAGGUGCUCUCAGCGACGAUGGUUUCCUGGGGGCGGCAAAGGAUUGGGCCGGAAUGGACAGUGCUCAAAUCCUCGACUGGGAGCUACAAAAAGCGGACGAGCUACGUGAGAGGGGUCAUAAUUACCUGCGCAUCAACUUCGCGCACGAGGUUUUCGUGGUGCCACUAUGCGGAGAGGCCAUUAAGCCAAUCCUCGAGUCAAAAGAAGAAAUCACGAAAGGCCUUGGCUAUCAAUACAUCACCGAAUGGCUUGGGUUGGGCCUGUUGAUUGCCACCGGCCAAAAAUGGCAAACCCGUCGUCGCCUUAUCACGCCGACUUUCCAUUUCCGACAUUUGGAGACGUACGUGAAGACGUUUAACCAUCACGCCAAGAUCUUUGUUGACGUGCUGGCCGACCUGAAAAGCCAGGAAUUCGACGCGCUACCGUAUAUCAGCCGCUGUGGACUGGAUAUAAUUUGCGAUACGGCAAUGGGAGCUACGGUCGACGUUCAACAUAACCCGAGCCACCCCUUCUGUCUGGCCGUCCGGAAUAUGUUGUGGCUGAAUACGGAAUACGCGCUGAAGGCCCAGAACUGGUUCUACCCAUACUACUGGUGGACCGGAAAGGCACAGCUCUACAAGGAUUCCCUCAACGUUCUCCACACGUUUACGAGAAAGGUAAUCGCCGAGCGAAAGGAAAAACGGGCUCAUGGCGAGAAAACAACUGGAAAGGAGACCAAUUUUUUGGAUAUGCUCUUUGAGUCCUACGAUGAUGGUCAAAUCGAUGAUGAGGGACUUCGGGAGGAGGUGGAUACGUUCAUGUUUGAAGGCCACGACACCACCUCAACCGGCGUCUCCUGGGCGGUCUGGUGUCUGGCACAUCACCAAGAUGUUCAACAAAAGCUGUACGACGAAAUCAUCGACGUCCUAGGCUACGACGACGAUGAGGUGACUACAGAACAGUUGAAGCAGAUGACCUAUUUGGACCAGGUCGUAAAAGAGACGUUCCGCCUAUACGCCCCAGUACCCCAAGUGAACCGACGGAUGCAGGCCGAUUUUCAGCUAGGCGAGUAUACGGUACCUAAAGGCGCCAUCGUCACCAUCGCUCCCAUAAUUUUGGCACGGAAUAAGAAGGUAUGGGGCGACGAUGUACUUUCCUUCGACCCCGAGCGAUUCUCAGAAACUCGAGAAUCCAAGUACCACCCCUUCGAUUAUAUUCCGUUCUCGGCCGGACCCAGGAAUUGUAUUGGCCAACGAUUUGCCCUCCUCGAAGCCAAGGUGCUGAUCUGCCACACUGUCAGAGCCUUUUCCCUCUCAUCCACCCGUCCAUUUGAAUCGUUGCGAACUGGCUCCGAGGCAGUACUAAAGUCGAUGGACGGAAUACCGGUCAUCGCGACGAGGAGAAGCCAUUGGGAAACGUUUGUAUCAGCU